Messenger RNA from Mya arenaria, 1584 nucleotides. RefSeq lists its product as uncharacterized. NCBI's taxonomy places the organism in Eukaryota, Metazoa, Mollusca, Bivalvia, Myida, Myidae. The record is from RefSeq and is a predicted model, not a curated record. The transcript is spliced from 2 exons. The coding region runs from base 70 to 774 and encodes 234 amino acids.
GACUUUACAGGAUCAACAAAAGGUCUUGCUGCUGGUCUGUCCGUUUCUCUGGCUUUGCUGUUCAUUGUCAUGAUUAGUGUGCUUCUGUUCUUGAAAAGGAGGGGACUUCUUCCAAAGUUAUGCAAACAAAAUGAUGACAAAAACAACAAUACUGCAGACACUGCGACAGAAGUAUCAUUCGUAUCUACAUCGAUAAGUGAAUCUACUACAAACACAAUGCAGGACUUAACUGCCUCAAAUCAUUCGUACUUUGUGCUUGAGAAAACAUUUGAAGUAACAAAAAAAGACGAGACCGAUCAUUAUGCAGAGCCAGAUACGUCCGAUGUUGACCAUCAUGAUUUCAUGAAAACGUCGCAGAACAAUACUGGUAACAAUUAUGACACAAUCGAUAGCGAAAAGGCCUCAGCAAAAUCUGGAUUGACUAAGCUCAGUAGCGACUACAACAAAGUAACUUUACAUCAAACUAAUGAGUACGAUCAUGUUCAUCUCAGUGGAAGGCCGACCAAGUAUGACAGACAAACUGAAAAUGAAUACGAUAUUUCGGAUAAUGAUAUCGACGGCAAACGCGAUAAAACUUAUGAUGAUGAUGACAGUGACACCUACAACCAUUUGAAGAAGCAAGAUUUGAAGAGUUCUGGCACAGGUGAACUUUAUGGAAUGCCAAAUGCAGACGGCGACAGUGGUUAUGAUACUUCCGGUGCUCUAAAACGUAGCAGGAAUAUAACUACGAAAGAUCAGCAGCCUGAAUAUGCCGUGAUUAAAAAGAAAUGGUAGAAUUAUGUUCCAGUUAAAGGAAGUUAAUGGACACGAUAUAAUAACUUUACAUCGAUAAAUUCCAUGUCGGAUGGAAAUAAUAUACGUUGCAUGCAGUGAUAGUCGACUAAAUCAUGACAAAUCUUAAGGAGAGGACAUACCCAACUAGAUAUCUCUUCAGUUCCAUUAUCGUUAAUUUGCCAAGUGUAUAACAACUGUUUGGAAAUACAAACUCGUCAGUCAAUUAAACAAAGAAUGAUUGUAAUGCUAUUUUGAGCCGAAAAGACCACUAAUUUGUAUCACCUCAAUGGCGAUUUCGGAUAACCAGUUUCAACCUUUUAAAGAAUUUGUUAUUCCACCGUUCUGUUUUUUUUUUCAGAGCGUUGUUUAAAGCUUUGACUGUUGUAAAACCAAACAAUGCAAAACUGAUCAUGUAUGGGUGGUUUGAGUGGUAAUGUUGCCUCUUCAGUGGUAAUGUCCACGUGAGACGUAAAGGAAUACCCGAAAUUGCUGACGGCGGCAUUUCAGACAACAUAAUUAUCUCAUACCAGCGGAAAAGUAACCAUUCAUUGGAAAACAUCGUCCUAAUAUAAUGCAGACACUCUUUAUGAUUAAAUAGAAGGAAACACUAAUGCAAUGGUUGAUGAAUUGCAUUGUAAAGAAUGUUUAUGGCAAUGCGAUACAUUAUUGUCCGCAAAUGAACUUAGAGGUUCAAAGAUUUGAAACAUAAAAUGCCACCAAUUUUGCAUUUGUGUUAUAAGCAUAUUGUGUAAUAGAUAUAAACGUCAUCGUUAUUCAAAUUUAACAAACUUAAUAAAUUGUUGUAAACAA